Molecule: messenger RNA, 1260 nt
Organism: Paraglomus occultum
Lineage: Eukaryota; Fungi; Glomeromycota; Glomeromycetes; Paraglomerales; Paraglomeraceae
Source: the annotation of a GenBank genome assembly
AUGGGCAGGGACUUGACAUGUCUUUGGCGUUCUUCAUCAGCUCUUGGUGUCGGUGAAUUAACACGGUUUCGCAUAAAAUUCAAUCUCGCUAAAUUCUUAUCGCACCCUACCACAACCGUUAAACCAUUUCCGCUAACAGUUGAAGUAAAAAACUCGACACCUCUUAUUUACCGAGGUGCUCUUCUCACUGGACCAUACAACAUUUCAGCUUGCGUUAUUCCGACUCGAGACUUGCUCACUCGUAAUAUAUAUGCCUGCUUACAAUUGAAACCUGUUCUUGCCUGUGGAGAGAUAUGGAGAGCCACGCUUGAUUUACCCAAGGAGGGUGUUGGUGAUUGGACUGCAGAUAUCUUUAGCGAAGUACUGUUUUCGCCGAAUAAAGUCGAAUAUGAAAUCAGCGUACUUGCUGAAUUACCCGAAGGCGAUUACAACCUUAGAUCCGAUAAUGACGCAACAAGUGAUUAUGAAAAUACUGUGUCAUAUACUCCUGCAAUUGAGUAUGUGGUGUGGAAGACGGAAGAUAUCUUUGGAUUACCAGAUUUGAGUAGCAGAAAAAUUGGUGACGACGUACAUCUAGUUGUCUUAACACAUGGCCUCAAUGGCUCUGCCUUGGAUAAAAAGUAUUUAAAGGAACGAUUAGACGAAAAGUAUAAUCAACAGACUGGAACUCGAGUAGUUCCAUAUGUAGCCGACGUGAAUCAUGCUUCAACGUGGGAUGGUGUAGAAGUAUGCGCUAGAAGAAUUGCUGAUAAACUAUUGCAAAUAGCCGGUUGGCCGUGGAACGAAAAUAUCCAAGAUAGGACUGACAAAGAAGAGAUAUCUACUAAACCAUACAUAUCUAAAAUCUCCUUGAUCGGCCAUUCCCUUGGCGGUUUAAUCAAUGUAUGUCUUGCCGGUUAUCUGAACAGUCUAACAAAUGGUGAAUUUUACCGUAGCAUCCAGGCAGUCAAUUUCAUUACAGUAGCAACACCAUGGCUUGGAUCAACGGAACAACCGUGGUAUAUCAAAGCGGGAAUGCAAGCAGGAGCAGUCGGACAAACAGGUAAAGAUCUCUUGGCAGUUCAGCGGACACGAUCAGAACAAGUGCAAGCACGCGGGGCUGCCGAAGAGAAUACCCUAGAGGAAGAACCUCUGUUGUUAGCCCUUGCUCAUCCGUCUUCACCAUCUCAUCAAGCUCUUGCCAAGUUUCAGCACCGAACAGUCUAUGCUAAUAUUGUCAAUGACGUAUCAGUAUCAUUCAGAACGGCGUCGCUCUACUUU